Messenger RNA from Xenopus laevis (African clawed frog), 887 nucleotides. It is a transcript of the gene ttc9c.L, whose product is annotated as tetratricopeptide repeat domain 9C L homeolog. Lineage: Eukaryota; Metazoa; Chordata; Amphibia; Anura; Pipidae. Bases 287 to 823 code for a protein of 178 amino acids. The transcript has 4 exons. The record is from RefSeq and is a predicted model, not a curated record.
CUUUUAUCCCAGCAUUACAUAUUCUUCCGCCGUAUUGACGUAUUUACUGCUUCCAUUUACCAGUCGACAUUCACUUUAUACAACUGUAACUAUUUCUGUAAUUAAACUCUCAUUUCAAGUGUGAUUUGUGUCACGCAAGUGACUGGCUAAAAUGAAUCAUUUUGCGCGGCCGAAACGCAUACAAAUAAAGUUGGUUGCGGGGCGCGUCACGUGACACCACCUCAGCCGCUUCCUAGUUGUGGGCGGAGUCUUGAAGCCGGAAGUAACAUGCAGCAGGGAGUGAGUUAUGGCUGAGCAGAUUGGAGCUGUGGAUCAGUGCCUUUUGCAAGCAAGUUCAUUCAAGUCUCAGGGUAAUCAAUGUUACUCAGAGCACCGUAUUCGCCAGGCAGUCAGUAUGUACCAUAAAGCUUUGCUUCAGCUUCGCAGCCUUGAUGCAAGUCUGUUUUCUCCGCUGCCUGGUGUGGGCCCUACAGCUGUUAAAUUAAAUUCUCAGCAGGCUGAGGAACUGAAAACCUUACAGGCAGAUUGCUACAACAAUUUAGCUGCUUGUCUAUUGCAGAGUCAGCCUCCUCGCUAUCAGCGUGUCUAUGAAUGUAGUUUGCAGGUUCUGAGUCUGCAGCCUCAGAAUGUCAAAGCCUUGUACAGAGCAGGGGUUUCAAGCUAUCACCUUAAAGACUACACCAAUGCUCAUCAUUACCUGUCACAGGCAGCCUCUAAAGCACCAAAAGAUGGCAACAUCAGGCGUUAUGUUCAGCUCACCGACACAGCCCUGAGCACUUUCAGAGAAGAGGAGAAACAGAGAUACCAGGGGAUGUUUGGAUAAUAUGCAGUCUGUUCUUGUUCCCACAGUAUGCAAAAUAAAUUGAAUAAAAUCUAUUUUUUUUGUA